This is a messenger RNA of Wyeomyia smithii (pitcher-plant mosquito), 1573 nucleotides long. RefSeq lists its product as uncharacterized. The transcript has 5 exons. Lineage: Eukaryota; Metazoa; Arthropoda; Insecta; Diptera; Culicidae. Bases 102 to 1325 code for a protein of 407 amino acids. The record is from RefSeq and is a predicted model, not a curated record.
AAAAUCCGUUUGUAUGGCGUCUUUUAAUCAACUGCUUUUUUAUUUUGUUGCUUUUUUAUUGCUUAAUACUGUCGAUCGGUUCAUAAAUUUUCCCGAUUAAAAUGGGCUCACUCGAAAAACCCUGCUUCAGUGCUUCGAUUGAUCCAGAUAAAGAUUUCGCCUACAUAGGAAAAGAUCACUUCAAUUUCCCGUGUUGUUUUAUGUGCUUUGGUUAUUCACCUUUCCUGAUGUACGCCGGAGACAACCCGCAGGUUGUUAAGUAUCGGCCACUUAAACAAGGAGACCAAAUCUACUGUCCGCGGUGUAUGGUAGAACAGCAGCAUUUUCAGACCCGCUUUCCCGGAGAAAGAGCGUUCAAAGAAAGCAGCAUUCUCAACGAUGGGGAAUUUAUGGCACUACUUGAAGACUUCGUCUAUUAUAAUCCGUAUUAUAAACACCUGGCUGAAGUCGAUAGAAUCAUAAUGACGGAAGACGUCGGAUUGCUAUCAUCUUACAAAAAGAUUGCCAAAAAAGUCAUGCCAAAAAUGAAAAAACUGAAACGACUAAUGGACAUAUUCCCGGAAUCAUCCCGAAUGAAAAAUCAAAAAUUUCCUACCAUGAACGAUAUGUGCUUAGCGGUCAAGCAAAAAGCUGCGAGCUGCUGCCCGACACCCGAAUCGUGUCAAUUGUACGAUUUGUUUGAUAUGAUGGCAGAGGAGCAGACGCCAAGAGUUGUACGGGAAGAGAAUCGCAAACGGCAGACACAUUUUGCGCAACCGGUUCCACCGGUGCAGAGAACCAUCCCAUCACCAUCAGUGGAUGAUCACUCGGAAAUCAGCAUUUCCUCUACCGAACCAGGAAGCGAGGUUGUUCUACCGGGAAUGGUGCCGGAUAGUUUGCGAAUGAUCGACAGUUCAUCAUCGUCGUCACUUGUAAACUUUUCCUCUCAGGAGGUCGCUAAUAAUGUUGAAAUCAGCACCACAACAACUCAGAGUACUCAACCCACUUCGCAACCGUUGUCUUCUCAAGACGUAUCCGCGCCUCACAAUUUGGGUGGAGUAAACAUAAGCUCCCAGGAUGUUCCAGUUGGUAGAUACAUAUUUGACGAAAGCGUCACUAGUAGUAACAGCAGCGAAGCCAGUGAUAGUGUUACCGUUCAAACGGGCCGCAAGCGCCCUUCACCGGAUAGAGCAGCUGUUCCGGAAGCUGCAUCAGUGUCCGCCGAACCCCAACCGGGUACGAGCGGAGCAAAACGACGGCGUACCAAUGAUAGACCGGUGAACCCAACGCCCGCGGAAUAUCGGCCAACCCUCAAAGGUCGGAUGCCAAGGUUGGACGGUGGCUAGUUGUGGUUCAGUUGUAGAAGAACUCUGCUUAUUAUUUAUCUCGCAGAGUAAAAGACUAAUUUAAAUAGUUUAAUAGGUUUUUUUUGUACCUUAUUUAUGAAAAUUUGUUUUGUUUGUUCUUCGUAUUAUAACAUUGCGAGUCAAAUUUUUUUAAUGCGUUUGUAAACUCAUUCUUCAGUACGAUCUUGAACAGUACCAAAAAUGGAAAUUUCUCAAAAAUAUAUAAGGACAAUGGCAGUUAGUCAAAA